AUGACUCAACUGUUACUUGAUCUAGAUCUGAAAAAGGCUGAUGGCACUGUUAAAAAAGCAUCGGAUGCGCUGGCUGGCAAACGAAUUGUGGCAUUGUAUUUCUCAGCACAUUGGUGUCCACCUUGUCGACAAUUUACUCCUAUUUUAAAAGAGUUUUACGAAGAGGUGGGUGAUUCUGAUAUUGAAGUAAUAUUUGUCUCUUUCGAUGAAUCAGAGCAGGAUUUAAAUGAUUAUUUGAAAGAGUCACAUGGAGAUUGGUAUCAUAUUCCAUUUGGUUCGAGUGCGAUCAAUACUUUGAAACAAACAUAUGACGUGUCUGGUAUUCCCAUGCUUAUUGUUGUAAGACCCAAUGGUGAUGUUGUUACUAAAAAAGGCAAAGCUGAUGUUAUGGGCAAAGCGCCUAAGCAGACAUUGUCAGGUUGGUUGGCAGCCGCAGGACACUAG
Messenger RNA from Thelazia callipaeda (thelaziosis nematode), 444 nucleotides. Lineage: Eukaryota; Metazoa; Nematoda; Chromadorea; Rhabditida; Thelaziidae. The record is from the annotation of a GenBank genome assembly.